AUGGCAGAUUGGGAGAAGAUCCGGUAUGCGAGUUUCUUGUUUAAGAGUGAUGCCUGGAUAUGGUGGGAGUUGAUGGAGGAGACUCAUGAUGUAGCCAUGAUGACCUUGGGAGAUUUCAGACGACUUUUUGAGGGAAUCAGUUCAGUGAAGGAAUACUCCAUUAGAUUUAAUUCCUUGGCGAGGUUUGCACCAGGUAUAAUGAGCACACCAAAGUUGAGGAGGGAUAAGUUUGUGCAUGGGUUGAAUCCAGAAAUAGCCCGAGAUGUGAUGGUAGGUGCCCAGCCCCCUCAGACUUAUAGUGAGGCUUUGGAGCGAGCUUUGCGAGCCAAAGUAUUUGUUAAUAAGUUGACUUCAUCGACUCCAUCAACAGUAGUGUCCAAUAUUCCACCUCCCGCUCUACAGAGAGACAGAUUUGAUACCCCCAAUAGUAGAGAAGGGAAGAAUAAGAAAAGAUUUCAGUCAAAGAAGAACAAGAGGGAUGGGAAGAACAAACGGCCAAGAACUAUUGAGUUUCCCCAAUGUCAGAAAUGCGGGAAAUAUCAUCUGGGAGAGUGUCCCAAAGGUGUGUGUUUUAGAUGCCGACAACCCGGACAUAUGAUGAAAGAUUGUAAGGCUCCUCCUACACCCACAGCACAGACAUCCAGAGGUACUAAUGCUCAGGUAUUCACGGUUGCACAGAGUGAAGCCGAGGCCAGCCCAUUGGUGGUUACUGGUCAGUUAUUAUUUCAUUCAGUUUCCCUUUAUGCAUUAGUUGAUUCUAGAGCACCACACUCAUUUAUUACACAUGGGAUAAUAGAGAGAUUGGGUUUGAAACCUAUUACAGUAGAACAACCCAUUAAGAUAGAAUUGCCAGAUGGUGAUAGUGUGGUUAAAGUAGAGCACCAGAGACCAUCAGGACUACUUCAGCCACUUAGCAUUCUUGAAUGGAAAUGGGAAGAUAUAUUGAUGGAUUUCAUUACAGGCCUUCUAAGAGUUCAAAAGGGUUAUAAUGCGCUAUGGGUGAUAGUAGACAGAUUAACCAAAUCAACGCAUUUUCUUGCAGUAAGGGACAGUACCACCUCAGAGCAGUUGACCUAG
Molecule: messenger RNA, 1077 nt
Organism: Pistacia vera
Lineage: Eukaryota; Viridiplantae; Streptophyta; Magnoliopsida; Sapindales; Anacardiaceae
Exons: 3
Coding region: 1-1077 (358 amino acids)
Molecular function (GO): nucleic acid binding; zinc ion binding
Source: RefSeq, a predicted model, not a curated record